Molecule: messenger RNA, 4013 nt
Organism: Condylostylus longicornis
Lineage: Eukaryota; Metazoa; Arthropoda; Insecta; Diptera; Dolichopodidae
Gene: Rgk3
Product: GTP-binding protein GEM
Exons: 12
Coding region: 1264-2619 (451 amino acids)
Cellular component (GO): plasma membrane
Molecular function (GO): calcium channel regulator activity; GTPase activity; GTP binding
Source: RefSeq, a predicted model, not a curated record
GUAGUGUAUUUCGCACGUAUUUUGUUCUCGUUAGUUUAUUUUAAGAAAAGAAUCUAAAAAGUAGUGAUCGUAUAAAAAUUGAUGUCGAAAAAUUAGAAAAAUUAAAACACACGAAAAAAUAAAGUUUAACAAAAAAAUAAAUAAAAAAAAAAUUUAUUCUGUUAGAUUCAAAACGAUUUGCAGAUAUUAAACAAGUCUUAAUUUACCCGGGAAUUUUAGAUAAUUUUACAUUAUUACUAAUUUUUUUGUGGCUUUUUUCAACAUUUUGUUUAUUAUUUUAUUACUUUUCUGGAGAAAUAAAAUUUCGGAUUGAAUUAAACUUAUAAAGAAUGUUUUUUUUAUUUUGGAUUGUAUCUACGAAAGUUUAUACAAAAAAAAAUACCCAAUAUAAUUAUAAAUUAAAUUUUAUGAUUCUAUUGUGAAUAAAAAAAAUGGAAUAAGUAUAAUUUGAACAUGUAAAAAAAAUUUACGGAUGAAAGAAGUAAAAUUUAUUCGUACAAAAAAGGAGUAAAUAAAAUUACAAGAAAUAAGAAAAAGAAAUACGCGAAAAUAAUCAAAACAAAAAAGAGAAAGGAAACAGAGUAAAUAGCUUAGAAAAAAUUAUUCAAAUAAAAUAUAAAUAAAAAAAAAGAAAUUAAAAAAAGGAAAUAAAGAAAAUUUAUGAAAAGUAAUCAAAACUAAAAAGGAAAGUGCGGUGUUAAAAAAUAAAAUACUUAACAAAAGAGAGGAGUUAAGUAAGACUUAUGUACUGAUGCAUGACACGGUACAUAAUAAAAUUUCAGUUCUAAAUCUACUGUUCUAAGAAAGAAAAAUCUGGUGUUUACAGCACAUUGUGAAGAUAAACACCCUAAAUUAUUCAUGGGAGAUGUAAAAGAGAGAAUUAUCACAAAGUAUCCUACUUUAUUUCAGUAAUAAAAAAACUUGUGGAAGUUUAAUUACCUUGCAAAUAAUAAAAUUAACUUCAACGUAAUAAUAUUGCGGAUAGAAAACUCUCGGCAAAAAUAUUCACGGGUAUUUCUUUAAAGGUUUCUCAAUGUGCCAAUAGAAAACAAUUUUUGUUUUCUCUCAAAUUUCUUUAUUAACAUUUUUUAAAUUGCUAUAUGUUAUUUUGCAAUUAGUCUUUGUUUUUUAUUAGUGUUGAUGUUUAAUUUGGAUCUUUGAAUCUUGAAUAAUUUAAAAAAAAGCAAAAUUUACUACAAAUACAAAAGAUUUUUGCUUACAUUUUUUAUAAGUCGCCAUAGGGUAUAAAUUAUAUAAUAAAACAUGGGUGAUAUAUCACCAAUUAGGCCGCACGUAAAAACUUCACGUAGCGCAUCAAUAUGUGCAACUGGUUCGGGUGGUAUGGAAGCUGCCAUACAAAGUUUUGGUCCAUCUGGCAGCGGAACACCAGAAAACGGAACGCCCGGAUACAGAAGAAGAAGACCUGCAACUAGAUCACAAAGUGCUAGAAUUGUUGGUGGAAGAUCGGUUAGAAGAAAAGUAACAACCCCACAACAACCAAAUUUAGUUGAACAUAGAACCCAUUGUACAAGUGAACCACGUUUAAAUGAAACGGAAACCCCACCACAAAGAAGAAAAUUAUCACAAAGAAAGCCAAUAAGCCAUCAUCCAGUCAAAAGAGCACCAUUGAUACAAAGAAAAUCAAAUGCGUUUCUUGAUGUUCCAACAAUGAAUAUGCACCAUUUACAGUUAAGUGAUCCAGAAGAUGAUGAUGUAGAUAGGUUACGAACAUUUAGUGCUUCCAAAGGAGGUGUGAUUAAUAGAGGUGAUUCUUUCCGUCGAAGACGUUCACGUAGUAAUAGUUUAGCACCAACGAGUCCAAUGCAUUAUCAUGGACCACCACAACAGCAACAACAAAUAAUUGAUCAAAAUAUAAACGCAAAUCAUAGUGUUGAAUGCUUUCGUGUCCAUAUGCUGGGUGGACCAGGGGUUGGAAAAGCAGCUUUGGUUUCACAAUUUAAAACUUCAGAUUGUAUUAACGCCUACGAUGGACCAGAGGGUGAUGAUGAACGGGAACAAAAUAUAUCAAUUAUAUUAAAUAAUAUUGAAUCAGAAUUACAAUUUGUGAUAGAUAAAAAGGAAACCAAGGAUGAAUUGGAAAAAGCUGAUGCAUAUUUAGUUGUAUACUCAUGUGUAGAUAAAGUAUCAUUUAGUCGAGCCGAAGAAAUUUUAUCACGUUUACAAGACUUAGACUUGAUUCGGACACGACCGGUUAUAUUAAUUGCCAAUAAAAUUGAUUUGGCUAGAUCAAGAGCCGUAUCGGCCCAAGAUGGUAAAUGUCUAGCUUGCACAUUUCGAACAAAAUUUAUUGAGGUUUCAGUGGGCAUAAAUCAUAAUUGCGAUGAACUUUUAGCUGGUACUCUAACACAAAUUCGUUUAAAGAAAGAACAAAAUUUAUUACAGGAUGCCAAAAAAUCUUCUGAUAAAACCAAAGAAGCUGAAAAACUUAUUCAAUCGAAAAAUUAUGAAAAUUCGGGGGAACGUGAAAAUUCACCAGCUCAUUGGUACAAAAGCCGUAGCGUAGUAAGAGCAAGUAUGAAGGCUCGUCAAAUGAUCACAUGGAUAUUUGGUAAGGAGGAUUCAAAAUUUAAACAUUGUGAAAAUUUACAAGUCCUUUGAAAACAUCCACAAUUCGAUAGUAAUAGUGUAAAUUUAAAAAAUGUAAUUAAAAAAUGUAAUAGUAAUGUAAUUAAUAACAAUAAUAGUAGUAAUAAUUUAAAAGCAACAAGAAGAGCAACAACAACAUCAAUCAAAAUUGAAAUAAGAGAUAAUAAUAAAAAAAUAAUACAUAAUAAGAAGAAAAGCAAUAGCAUUAGCGUAUGUAAUGCUGCAUACAUUAUAACAGAACCAAAUUCAUCAAAUAAGUGGUCUUCAAUAACUGGGACCAUUGUAUAAAAAAAAUUAAAAUUAAUUUAUGAAAGCGAUAUUUUAUUUAAAAUGAAAGUAAUAUACCAAAAUUUUUUAUUAUAAGUUAUUUUAAUAUAAAGUGUAUUUUACAAUUUUUUUAAUAUAAAAUAUUAAAAUUUAAUUAAUAUAUAUAUAUUUUCCAAUGUAUGAGACGGAUAAUUAGAACAAUAACAAUUACAUUUAAAUAAUAAAUUAGUAAAAAUAAAAUAAAACAAUAAAUUCUUCAGCCAUAGUUAAUUAUCUAAUUGAAGUUACAGUAUACAUACGAGUAUACGUACAUGUAUGUACAUACAUAAUAAUAUUUGUGAACAAUAAAAUUUUUAAAAAAUUAGGAACAGAGUUGCAAAGCGACCAUGUACACUUUACUGAUGUUACUGAUAAAUUAUAAUAUUGUCUUAAGUUAUUAAAUUUAUUUACAAAAAAAAAUACAAAUAUAAUGUAAUACACAAGUAAAAGUACAUACAUAUACAUACAUAACUACGUGUACAUAGAUACAUAUGUAUUAAUGAAUAAUAAAAUGACUAAUUUCUUGAAAUAUGAUGAAGGUUUUUUUAAAUUUAAUUUAUUUUUUAGUUAAACGUACUCAUUAAUUUCUGGGCUAAUAUUUUCAGGUUAAGAAAAUUUUUGAAAUUUAGUUUAGAAAAUUUAAAUUUCGAUAUAUUAAUUCCAAAACUGUACAAUAAUAUUCCAAAAUAUCUACCUUAAUCCUGUAUAGUUUAUACAGUAUCAAAGUGCACAUAUUGUAUUUAUUCCAAAACAAGUGCAUAAUUAGAAACCGAAGAUUAAUAAAAUUUAAUUAUAAAAUGUAUCUUAUUUAUCUAAAAGAUUAAUAAAAUGUAUCUUAGUUGAAAUAAAAAACGUUAAGAUAUUUUAUACAUAAAUUUUAAUUAAUGUAUAAUAAAUGUACAAUUCAUACAUAACGUUCAUUUUAGUCAAAUUACCACGGUAUUUAGUAUUUGGUUUUAAUUUUAUGAACUUCAAUUAAAAUUUCGUUUUACUUUACGUUAAUAGCCAACUUCCCUAGUAUAGAAAAAUAAGUUUAAAUAAAUUUAAACGCCUAUAAUCACAUACUUUAUCAUUUUGAACACAUACAUUAUACUUAAAUU